UAAAAAGUGAAGAACGAAUCCUUUGUCAUAGAAGUUGAUAAUCGAUUGCGGCUCAAUGUUUAUUAUCGAUCUUGCAUGCUUCUAGCCGUACAUUUUUCAUUCCGCCAAAUUCAAGUUGAAUUUUACAAUUUUAAAUUUAAAAUUCUAAAAAAUAUACAUUCUGUGAUGUCAUUUUAUAAAAUAUUUGCCAUAUUCUGCUACCUUAUUGUUUUAUUAUUUUCCGACAAUGUUAAUUCGACCGGUUCCGAUAUUUCAAUCGAUCCGAAUGGAUAUUUACUUUAUUGUCCAUGCAUGGGACGUUUUGGAAAUCAAGCCGAACAAUUAGGAACUUUACAAUUUGCCAAAUCAAUUGAUCGAACAUUGAUUUUACCACCAUUCAUUGAAUAUGUUGAUUAUAAAGUAACUUUUCAACCAUUUGAAGAUAUUUUAGAGAUUGAUCCUAUUCGUGAAUAUCAUCGAGUGAUGACAAUGCAAGAUUUCUUGUCAAAAUUAGCACCAUUAAUUUGGAAACAUGAAAAUCGAAGUAUCACUUGUUAUUCUUCAAGAAAUUUUUCAAACAAUGAAAAAAAUCAAGGUUGUAAUCCUUUUGAAGGAAGUCCUUUCAAAGAAUUCUGGUAUCAUUUGGGCGUUCGAGAAUUUCCUUUAGGUUCACUUUACUAUAAACCCUUACAUACUGAUUAUAAUUAUUCGAAUGAAUGGAAACAAAAAUUCCACAAUGUUCCAGUAUUAGCUUUAGUAGGUGCACCAUCAUCAUUUCCAACAAAUAGUAAAGCAGUAAAAUUGUCCAAAUAUAUUUACUUUACAAAAAGUAUCAUGGAAAAAGCCCAAAAAUAUCGAGAUGAAAGAGGAUUCGCAAGAAAACCAUAUUUAGCUAUCCACCUACGUCAUGGCACUGAUUGGAUUCGAGCCUGUGAACUGAUCCAUUCUAAUCCUGAUUUAAAACAGCUUUUCAGUUCUCAACAAUGUUUAGGCGAUAAUGAUAAACAUCGAUGGCUAAACAACUGGAUAACAUUUGAUCUUUGCUUUCAUUCUUUCGAGCAAAUAAUCGAAGGGAUAAAAUUAUCAUUACAAUCAUAUAACAACCAGGAUGAAGUGAAACGAAAUGAAAAAGAGCCAAUCCAACAUAUCUACAUAGCAACCGAUUUUAAUAACGAAUCAUUAUGGCUGGAUUUGAAUCAAACAUUGACAAAACAUUUUUCAUCAUUGACUUUGAUUACGCCAAGCUUGACCCUCAAUACAAUGAAUGGAACAUUUAGUGAACAUAAUAAACAGGCACAUUUUCUCAUCGAUCUCUAUCUUUUAUCACAUUCAAACGUUUUUAUCGGCAAUUGUAUUUCAUCAUUCAGUGCUUUCGUCACACGAUAUCGCUUAUAUCGAUUUAAUUUCUUUCACACUACACAUUUUUUUGCUUUCCAUCGACCAAAUUCUGUUCAUCUACGUGAUGAACUUUAAUGAAUGAAAAAGAAAACGAUCAAUAAUAACUGUAAAUAUGAUGA
Dermatophagoides farinae (American house dust mite) is the source of this 1496-nucleotide messenger RNA. RefSeq names its product O-fucosyltransferase 1 (gene O-fut1). Gene Ontology annotation, biological process: Notch signaling pathway; protein O-linked glycosylation via fucose. The record is from RefSeq and is a predicted model, not a curated record. Gene Ontology annotation, molecular function: peptide-O-fucosyltransferase activity. Lineage: Eukaryota; Metazoa; Arthropoda; Arachnida; Sarcoptiformes; Pyroglyphidae.